AUGCAAAUCUCAGCUAGUACCUCAGCAUUCCUGGGGCUGCUCCUUCUUCCUUUUGGCAGUGUCGAUGCCCGCCAUGGACACUCACCGGCAAGUCAUGAUCUGGUGCGUCGUGGCUUGGACGCCUCCCGCGAUUAUCCAGGCUUUGAUGCAUUGAAAACACUCUUCAUCUUUGGCGAUUCGCUUUCCGAUACUGGAUUCUCUAGAUCAGAUGGCCCAUUACCUUCUUCUGAAAGUCCUCUUGGUCAUCCAGCAUUCCCUGGCGCAACGACUGCGUGGGGUGUCAAUUGGGUGGGAGCGUUGGUCAAGAAUUACAAGGUGAACCUGGUCGCCUGGAACUUUGCUAAAGCGGGCGCAGUGGUUGACAAAGCUCUUUCCAGGGUCCCACGGCCGGACUUCUCCGAGCAGCUCGCGGUAGUCAAGAAGGACUGCACCGGCGUCGGAUCCAGUGUCGAGUGGGCCAAGAACGACACUCUGUUCCUGUCAAUGUUUGGGCAAAAUGAUCUUACCGUCCAGCUUAUUGAGGGCUUUGACACGCUCACGAGUGCUCCUACUGUCCUUCAAUUCGAGGAAAAUGUACUGGCCAUGACAGUCAAAAUCAUGGAUCAAUACAUGUCCAAUUGGCUCGACCUCUACAAACUUGGUACACGUAAUUUUGUUGCUAUCACUCCCAUCCAAUUUGAGGCGAUUCCCGAUCAAUUGGAGCGUGUGCAAAAAUUGACUAAUCUACAUGGCAACUCCACUGGAGAUGCUUUUCUGGCAACCCUGGGUCGGAUUGCUGCAGAUUUCAAUGCGCAGCUCAAGAAGCGUACUACUGCCUUCCAGGAGUCUUAUCCAGGAUCAACGGUCUUCUACGUUGACGCUGCUUCGGCCAUGAGAGACGUCAUUGCACAUCCCGAUGUAUAUGGCUACAAAAAGACGGACACCUUCUGUCUCGCGUAUCGACGCUUCUGUUGGAUGAACUACAAGCUGAUCGGCCCCAAUUUUCCGGAGCCUCCAGCUGCACUGAAAGCUACAUGCCAUGGAUUGGGUGUGCCUGAAAUUCUAUGGCUUGAUGAUUGGCACCCGACGUCGCGAUUCCAUCUUCAUUUGGCCGACAAGCUUCACGGUAUCCUGUCGCUUUAA
Messenger RNA from Protomyces lactucae-debilis, 1122 nucleotides. RefSeq lists its product as uncharacterized. Gene Ontology annotation, biological process: lipid metabolic process. The coding region runs from base 1 to 1122 and encodes 373 amino acids. The record is from RefSeq and is a predicted model, not a curated record. Gene Ontology annotation, molecular function: lipase activity. NCBI's taxonomy places the organism in Eukaryota, Fungi, Ascomycota, Taphrinomycetes, Taphrinales, Protomycetaceae. The transcript has a single exon.